ACCCGCACACACACCCCCAUUCUCUCUCUCUAAAUUUCUUCUUCUUUUUCCCCAAAAAUCGAAGUUAGCGUUUAGGGUUUCUCUCUGUGUGGCCGUCGGGAACCAAAGCCAUGACGGGGAAGGCGAAGCCGAAGAAGCACACGGCGAAGGAGAUCCAGGCCAAGAUCGACGCCGCGACGACCAAUCGCGGCGGCGGGAAGGCCGGAAUCGCGGACCGGACCGGGCAGGACAAAGGCGGACACGCCAAGUACGAGUGCCCUCACUGCAAGAUAACGGCGCCGGACGUCAAGUCGAUGCAGAUUCACCAUGACUCUAAGCAUCCCAAGAUUGCUUUCGACGAGGCGGCGAUCGUGAACCGUCACGCUAGCACCAGCACCAGCCAGGCUCCGGCUGAGAAGCCCAAGCCCGGAGUUCGCGGCAGCCUCAAGAAGUGAAGGAGAUGAUGAUGGAUAUAUUAUCUCUUGUUUUCAGUCCUUUUAUGUUUGUGUGUGUUUGGGGUUAGAUUGUUGGGUAUGGGAAUAGUGCUCAAGGGUAUGGGUGGAGGUGUGGACUGGAUGAAUAUUAGGUUUUCUUAUGCCUAUGAUAAUCAAGAUGAUGAUUAAUGUUUUUAGCUACUUUAAUCUCAUGUUGUAAUGUUUCUGGAAUGAGUACACCCCUCUUGGUGAAAUGCAUUGCUUUUAUGAA
Fragaria vesca subsp. vesca is the source of this 684-nucleotide messenger RNA. RefSeq lists its product as uncharacterized. The transcript has a single exon. Lineage: Eukaryota; Viridiplantae; Streptophyta; Magnoliopsida; Rosales; Rosaceae. The coding region runs from base 111 to 434 and encodes 107 amino acids. The record is from RefSeq and is a predicted model, not a curated record.